AAGCCCGACGGAGAGGAAGGCGGGGCGGUGGUAGUAGGCCCAAAUCAACAAUAUGGUGGCGUGGGGCUACUACGGUGCCCAAGUUUGAGGGGGCUCAGAGGCCUCGCCUCGCCGUUCUACCUCAGAUCUUCCUCAGCUCGCCCGUCAUGGCCCGGCAUAGGAAUGUGCGUGGCUACAACUACGACGAAGAUUUUGAAGAUGAUGACCUUUAUGGGCAGUCUGUAGAAGAUGAUUACUGCAUCUCACCAUCAACAGCUGCUCAAUUUAUUUAUUCAAAACGAGAUAAUCCUUCAGUCUCUGGCGAGCCAUUAGAGGAAUAUGAUUAUGAAGACUCAGAACAUAGCAAUUUUAUCUCCAGUCACCAGCUGACUGGACUUGAAAAAGCUCAACUUAAUUCAUGUCUUGAUCGUAUGAGAGAAGUACUUGGAGAUUCAGUGCCAGAAAAAAUGCUGGUGGAAGCAGUACUCAGAAGUAAAUUUGAUAUACAACAAGCUUUGGAUUCUAUCCUUGCACAAGACAAUAAGCAAAAUACAAAAACCAAGAAUGAGGAUAAUGUGAUUGCAGGAAAGCCAACUAAAGGAAAAGUGAAGGAUUCUCAAGCCACCAGAAUAGAUGCUGACAUUGUGCCAAAAGUUACCAAAAUGACUGUGUCGGGAAAGAAGCAAGCUACUGGCUUUGAAGUCCCAUGUGCAAAUGUGGAAGAGAAUGGACAUAAUACCUUUAUGCCACAAAAAGGAUUCUCUGCUGGUGAUGCCAUUGCAAAUAUGGGGAUAGCUGAGAUACUGCCUAAAUCAACUUUUCCCUCCCAGACCAUUCAAGCAUCAGAAGACCCAUCAGUGGUACCAACUCCUGUGAAAAAGUCUGGAAAAGCCAAACAACAAUUAGAUGUAAAAGCUGAGUUGGAAAAGAGACAAGGAGGAAAGCAUUUGCUUAACCUUGUAGUAAUAGGACAUGUUGAUGCAGGGAAAAGUACUUUAAUGGGUCAUUUGUUGUAUCUUCUGGGUAAUGUGAACAAGCGAACUAUGCACAAAUACGAGCAAGAAUCAAAGAAAGCUGGAAAAGCAUCAUUUGCUUAUGCAUGGGUCUUAGAUGAAACGGGGGAAGAGAGAGAAAGGGGAGUGACAAUGGAUGUAGGAAUGACCAAGUUUGAGACAAAGACAAAAGUUAUUACACUAAUGGAUGCUCCUGGCCAUAAAGACUUCAUUCCAAAUAUGAUAACAGGAGCUGCCCAGGCUGAUGUGGCUGUAUUAGUGGUGGAUGCCAGCAGAGGGGAAUUUGAAGCUGGUUUUGAGACUGGUGGACAGACACGAGAACAUGGUCUCUUAGUUCGAUCACUGGGAGUAACACAGCUAGCAGUUGCAGUCAAUAAAAUGGAUCAGGUCAAUUGGCAACAGGAACGAUUUCAGGAAAUUGUCAAUAAACUUGGACAAUUCCUUAAGCAAGCUGGCUUUAAGGAAUCAGAUGUAGCUUACAUCCCUACCAGUGGACUUGGUGGUGAAAAUCUUGUUACAAAAAGUCAAUCAAGUGAACUGGCCAAAUGGUACAGAGGAAAAUGUCUGCUAGAACAAAUUGAUUCUUUCAAGCCACCCCAGAGAUCAAUUGAUAAACCAUUCAGGUUAUGUGUAUCAGAUGUUUUUAAAGAUCAAGGAUCAGGAUUUUGUGUGACAGGUAAAAUUGAAGCAGGAUACGUCCAAGUUGGGGAACGACUGCUCGUGAUGCCUCCUAAUGAAACUUGCACUGUGAAAGGAAUUGCUCUACAUGAACAACCAGUGGAUUGGGCUGCAGCUGGAGAUCACGUUAGUCUCACUUUGACUGGCAUGGAUAUCAUCAAAAUCAAUGUUGGUUGUAUAUUUUGCUGUCCCAAAGAGCCAAUUAAAACAUGCACACGCUUCAGAGCUCGGGUCCUUAUCUUCAAUAUUGAAAUACCUAUCACCAAAGGAUUUCCUGUACUUUUAUAUUUUCAAACUGUAAGUGAGCCUGCUACUAUUAGAAAAUUAUUGAGUGUGCUUCAUAAGAGUACCGGUGAAGUUGCCAAGAAAAAACCUAAAUGUCUGACAAAAGGGCAGAAUGCUUUAAUAGAACUACAAACCCAAAGGCCUAUUGCUUUGGAGCUUUAUAAAGACUUUAAGGGACUUGGGAGAUUUAUGUUGCGCUAUGGUGGAUCCACUAUAGCAGCAGGAGUAGUUGUGGAGAUUAAGGAGUGAUAACUGUGCCAGGACAUCUGCUAUCCAGCCAAAUGAAAUCAUACGCUCAAACAUACUUCUUUGAGGAAUCCAUUUGUAUUUGUUGAAGGAACAAAGAUAAUUAUGUAUUGGCAAUUAUGUACUGGGUAUUCUGCAAACAUUUCGAGGCCAUUAUUGCUGUAGAACAAUUUGCCAGCAAGGAAAUACUCACUGCACUUUCUCAUUGCACAUGUUUCAGCAUAUUCCCAAACUAAAAUGUCGUCCAUCAGUAGUUCUAGUGGAUCUUUUUCAAAAAUUGAUUGGAAUGAUGUAUUAAAGGAUGGUGAUUCAUCAUGAAAAAAAAAAGUUACUUCCAGCCUUAAACUUUGUUUACAAUUUAUAGGGAAAGCUGAUUCUUUGCUGCAUGGUAUUUUAUACAGUACAUCAAUUGGGCUAAAAUAUUCCAAGUUUUAUACAACUAUGUUUUCAAAGAAUCCUGUUUCCUUUUGUUCAGAAAACAUUAUGUAAUGCUGCACCUAGAUAUUAAUUUUUCUCCAUCCUAAUUUUAUUUAAAAAUUUGAGUAGAUAUAGCUUGUCCAAUAAUGACUAAUUUUAUUUUUUAAAUUGUAGAACUAUAAUAAAAUAGUCAUCUGAGCAUAAUAAUGUUGGUUUUUUACAUGGUCUUUUAUAAAUUAAAAUCCCGACAAAAAGAGUUGGUUCUGAUGGAACAAAGCCUACCUUUUACAUGAUUUCCCUGACUGUUGUAUUUGAAAACGUACCUGCUAGUGCAACUCCCCUAAAAUUAUGUCAAAAUGAAUGCUUUAUAAAUUAUAAUUUUAUCUGAGUGCAAGAAUUGAAAGAAGUAUGUAGUCGUUCAGGA
Python bivittatus (Burmese python) is the source of this 3042-nucleotide messenger RNA. RefSeq names its product HBS1 like translational GTPase (gene HBS1L). NCBI's taxonomy places the organism in Eukaryota, Metazoa, Chordata, Lepidosauria, Squamata, Pythonidae. The record is from RefSeq and is a predicted model, not a curated record. Gene Ontology annotation, molecular function: GTPase activity; GTP binding.